Molecule: messenger RNA, 1368 nt
Organism: Scleropages formosus (Asian bonytongue)
Lineage: Eukaryota; Metazoa; Chordata; Actinopteri; Osteoglossiformes; Osteoglossidae
Gene: mims2
Product: family with sequence similarity 210 member B
Exons: 3
Coding region: 149-1066 (305 amino acids)
Cellular component (GO): mitochondrion
Source: RefSeq, a predicted model, not a curated record
CAAAACAACACAGACCGGCGGUUGAGUGGAGCGGCACGCAGCGCGAUUCGUGCUCGUUAGGCGCUCCGCUGUAUAAUAUCGCGGGAAGUCUGCUCGUGCUCGGUGAGCGAGGCGGACGGUUCUGUGCAUUAAUUGCGGCUCGGGAGCGAUGUCGUUCCGUUGCGGGAGACUCGUGCCCGUAGCGCGAUGUUUGCACUCCUAUCGAGCGCUGCAAGUUACACCGAAGAGGCUGCACGAGGACGUUACCUGGGCAUCGCGUAGCAAUGUGCUCGGCAGCUCGCGCGUCAGCUGCGGUUCUUCCAACAAACGCGCGGACCUGUCUUCUCCCUCGGUUCGAGGUGAAACCACGAGCCAUGGUGGCUGUAACGGGAACACCUGGGGCUCCGCUCCUUUUGUCGCUGCCUUAGGCUUAGGGAGCCUGGCGGCGGGCGGACGACAGAAGCCCUGGGAUGCUCCUCUCUCAGCCUCAGGUGCUGUGCGCCGUCACCGAUUCCAGCCGGAGCCGAAGCUCACUCUGACUCUCCUUCAUACGGGUCCUGGUAGAAGCGCGUGGCUCGGCAGCGCGGGUGCUGCUGGACCUGCCGUGUUCCUAUGGCCCGAGGCCGGACGCUGCGCGCUCUGGUGUCCAGCGACACGAUUGGCAACCAGGGCGUCUGAGCUGAGCGCGGGAAAGAGAGCUCAGUCUACAAACACAGUACCCAGCAAAAGCCCCCAGGAACCAGAGAAUGGAAAGCCUAACAAGAGACAGCAGCUGAAGAAGGUAUUUAAAGAGUAUGGAGCAGUAGGAGUGAUGUUCCACAUCAGCAUCUCCUUGAUGUCACUGGGAAUGUGCUAUGCAGCCAUCUCCAGUGGGAUCGACAUGACAGCGCUGCUGUUCAAGGUGGGCUUCAGCGAGACUGUGGUCCAGUCCAAAAUGGCAGCAGGCACCAGCACUUUCGUCUUGGCGUAUGCAGUGCACAAGCUUUUUGCACCCGUGCGCAUUAGCAUCACACUGGUAUCUGUGCCGCUACUUGUGCGCUACUUCCGAAAGACUGGCUUCUUCAAGCCUCCGGCAUCCACACCUUGACCGUUGCGCUGCCCCAGCCCACUGGCAGACCUGUCUGUGCUAGUAGUGCCUCGCUGAUGUGUCAUCUUAACUGCUUCUCUACAUGUGUUCCAGCGUCAGGAGUGGAAAACCUACACCAAACUGAUUCUCAGGAUGAAUUCUAACAGUUUUUCAUAAAUGUGUGCUGUUUUCAUUCCUCUAUUUGCAUGUUUAAGGCUUUUAUAGAUGGUAAAAUCACUAAUGCUUUGGAUUGUCAAAGCAAAAAAAAAAAAGCAAAAGCUCUAUUUUAUCUUCUGAAGAUUUUUUUUUUUUUGUCAAAAAAA